Molecule: messenger RNA, 2167 nt
Organism: Sphaeramia orbicularis (orbiculate cardinalfish)
Lineage: Eukaryota; Metazoa; Chordata; Actinopteri; Kurtiformes; Apogonidae
Gene: traf3ip3
Product: TRAF3 interacting protein 3
Exons: 14
Coding region: 190-1956 (588 amino acids)
Source: RefSeq, a predicted model, not a curated record
GUGGUUCUCUUCACUUCCUGUAAAAUUACGCUCAACAGAAACAGCUACAUGUGAAACACAGACAAAAACCUGUGGACACUAUUUCAGAAGAGUGACAAAAUGGAAGGCAUAUUUAACCACCCAUGAAGUACUUGCAACUCAGAGAUGGAGUAGUAGAUUUGCGACACUGUAACAGCCAGAGGAGCUGCCAUGGACGCCCUGGCUGUCAGUGAAACACUUCUCUCCCCAGUGACAAACUUUGAAGAAAAAGCAGAGAUCAGAGCCGAGAAACACGAACACCUUCGAGGACGCAACAACGUGACUUCAUGCCGGAGUCCCACGAGAGAAUUCGACACAAAACUGAUAAAGAAUAAUCUUAAAGAAAAGAGACAACAGGAGUUUCUGAGAAGGAGAUCUGUGAGCCCAGACCUGUGUGGUUCAAAGUCUGCAAAGAGAGAAAAAAGAAAAAAAGCUACACCAAGGACAUUUUCAAUGAAACAUCACACUUCAGUCAGCAAGUCAGAGACACUGCAUACAAAUUUCCAAAGCAGUCCCACUGCUAACGGACAUCCAGUCAUGAUUUUAACACCAAACAGCAGCAUGAGUGAAGUUCCGAGCACCAGCACAUGGGCUGCAAUGUGGUCAGAGCAGGUAACACUGACAAAUGAGGAGAAAGGCCAGAGGCUAACACCCACCUCUAAACCAGACACAAACCUGCACAGGAUGAAAAGCAAAAGAGACAACAGAGUGAAUGCUCAAAAGACAAGCGUCAAAACAACAAUCCAAACUGAGAGGAUUCACCAAAGACUCACCCAGAAAAAUGAAAACAUUCUCCACACAAAGGCUCAGCGAGAGGCUAGUGUGCAGACGGAAUCUGGGUUUGUCACUAUCAAGGAAUCAGAUGUCCAUCAGUUAGCCGACUACUUGCAGGAGGCUCUGUGGAGAGAGGAGGCUGUGAAGAAGAAGCUUGCAGCUCUGCAGGAGAGCACAACAAACCUCUUGAACUCUUCCAACAAAAUAUGGACUGCUCGCUGCAGUGAAGACUUACUGAAAAACAAGAUCAAGGCUCUGGAGGCGCAGCUGCAAGUCUGUCUGCAGAAGUUUCCAAAGGAUGGAUUGAAGAAACUGGUGCUGCAGAUGGAGAAGCAGAAGCUGGUGUAUGAGGAGAAGGCGCUGGUCGCACUGCAGAAGGCGACACAGGAGAAAACUGAGGCCCUCAGCAGGGCCGAAAGCCUGCAGGAGGCUCUGAUAACAGUACAGGCUGAGGCUUUGCGCUGGCAGAGUCUCUAUGAGGAGCUGAAGGUGAGCUCUGGGCGGCUCCGGGAGAACCAGAACCACAAGAAUGACAAACUCCAACAACUGCACGACCAGAUGGAGCUGUCAAGGGUCAGAGAGGCGGAGCUGCAGCAGGAGGUGGUGUUGUUAAAACAGGAGAAGAAGGAGCUGCAGUACAACAUGAGUCUGCUGGAGGAGGACAAUGACGUACUGAGAGAGGAGAUUCAGCAGCUCAGAGAUGACGGCAGUGAAAGCCUGGACCUCGUGUUGGAGUCUGAUCGGACGUCAGAACAAGAAGAACCUCGACUGACGCUGAACAGAAACACUCAGGUGGAGGAGCAGCUUCGCGUCACUCUGGAGAAACUACGACUGAAAGAAAAAGAGUGUGAGGAGCUGCAGACAGAGUUGCAUGUCAUGGAGCAGGAGUGUCAGUCCAGUCAGGCCCGGCUGUCGCAGUGCAGGGACGAACUCCGACAACUGAGCCAACGACACAGGAGACCGACGCUGUGUGGCUCCUGGUGGAGGCUCUGGUUGCUCCUCCUCCUCCUCUUCGCUGUGGUCGGUGUUGCCUUGUUGUGGCUCUGGCAUCCUCCAUUCAGGGACCAGGUUGAAGACCUCUACUCAGACAUGCAGAGACGAGUGGAAGACUAUCUGAUGGAAAUGGCCUCUCCUCGACACUCAGGCUGUUUUAGACCCAUAUGAUAAUGUCACUGCCUACCUUUAUUAAAUAUUGUGUUGUUGCUGCAUUUGUUUUGAUAUUUUUAGGCUGUUUUUCUAUUUUAAAUGAUAAUGUGAAAGACAUUAGUUGCUGGAACUCGAAGUGUGUGCGAUGUGAGGUGACAUUGUGAUGCUAUUGUCGUGCAGGAUGUACUGUACAUGUUUACAGUGACUUACAAUACAAUGUGUGAAAACA